AUGAAGCUCCACCCUCUCUGGCUGCUCGCCCUCCUGGUCACCCUGGUGACCUCGACCGCCAUCAAGGCAGGCUGUGGCUGCGCCCUCGCCACCGACAACGACAGUAACAACGACCAGGUCUCCCACGAAUCCAUCCUCGCUUAUGUGAAGUGCAUGCACGGUUGCACUGAACACGCUUCCAUCAAGAAAGCCCUGGACGGGUACAUCAGUCUCUACACUCGUGAUAAUGUCGUGACCGAACCAGCCUCUGUCCCAGAUACCGACGUCGAUGCGUCCUCUCCUGAUUCUGGUAUCGACAUCAACAUCGCCUCCAUCGAAGAGUACACUCUCGAUAGCAAUGAGGAUGACGACAUGAACCUUCUGGUUAAUGCUGAGGCUGAUACCUUCGAUAUCGCGGACGACACCACCGACCCCGCGAACACAAACACCACCACCACCAUGACAACCCGCACCGCGCCCCCCGCCGCGGCCGACGACUUGUCGACCCGGGACCGCAAAUGCCACCGUCGCUGCCGCCGCACCAAGGAUUGCUGCCACACCGACAUCUGCUACUCCGGGGUGUGUCUGGGCCCUGGCAAGUCGCCUUAG
This is a messenger RNA of Aspergillus uvarum CBS 121591, 588 nucleotides long. RefSeq lists its product as uncharacterized. The record is from RefSeq and is a predicted model, not a curated record. The coding region runs from base 1 to 588 and encodes 195 amino acids. The transcript is spliced from 2 exons. Lineage: Eukaryota; Fungi; Ascomycota; Eurotiomycetes; Eurotiales; Aspergillaceae.